Molecule: messenger RNA, 3672 nt
Organism: Gracilinanus agilis (Agile Gracile Mouse Opossum)
Lineage: Eukaryota; Metazoa; Chordata; Mammalia; Didelphimorphia; Didelphidae
Gene: OGDHL
Product: oxoglutarate dehydrogenase L
Exons: 22
Coding region: 1-3042 (1013 amino acids)
Biological process (GO): tricarboxylic acid cycle
Cellular component (GO): oxoglutarate dehydrogenase complex; mitochondrion
Molecular function (GO): oxoglutarate dehydrogenase (succinyl-transferring) activity; thiamine pyrophosphate binding
Source: RefSeq, a predicted model, not a curated record
AUGAAUCAGCUGAAGGUCCUGGCCGUUAGGCUUCGACCACAGGCCACCCAGCUUCUGGCAAAGCUCAAUGUCCCACAGCUGAGCCAACGAGGACUCUCCUCCGGACCACCUGAGGCCUUCCCAAGUGGUAGCACCAGCUAUGUGGAGGAAAUGUAUUUUGCAUGGCUGGAAAACCCACAGAGUGUCCACAAGUCCUGGGAUACCUUUUUUCGGACUGCCAGCAUGGGAGCAGCCCCAGGCCAUGCCCAGCCAAGAUCACCAUCCACUAGAGUAGAAAGCCACACGGCUGCUGUCCCAGAGGCCCCUGGACAUACGAAAAGCCAGGCCAUGGCAGAUAAGCUGGUGGAAGAUCAUUUGGCUGUACAAUCCCUGAUCAGGGCUUAUCAGAUCCGGGGCCACCAUGUGGCCCAACUGGAUCCCCUUGGAAUUCUGGAUGCUGACUUGGACUCCUUUGUGCCCUCAGAUUUAAUCACCACCAUUGAUAAACUGGCCUUCUAUAAUCUUCAUGAAUCUGACCUGGACAAGGUUUUCCAUUUGCCCAAUAUCACCUUCAUUGGGGGCACGGAGAGCACCUUGUCUCUGAGAGAGAUUAUCAAGCGCUUGGAGAGGACCUACUGCCAGCACAUUGGCCUGGAGUUCAUGUUCAUUAAUGAUGUGGAGCAAUGCCAAUGGAUCCGGCAGAGGUUUGAGACUCCUGGAGUGAUGAAAUUCACCAACGAGGAGAAGAGGACGUUGUUGGCGCGGCUGGUGCGGUCAAUGAGGUUUGAGGACUUCCUGGCCCGGAAGUGGUCAUCAGAGAAGCGAUUUGGCUUGGAGGGUUGUGAAGUCAUGAUUCCUGCCCUCAAGACGGUCAUCGACAAGUCAAGCGAGAUGGGGAUUGAAAACGUGAUUCUGGGAAUGCCUCACAGGGGCCGGCUCAAUGUAUUGGCCAAUGUGAUUCGCAAAGAGCUGGAGCAGAUUUUCUGUCAGUUUGACCCCAAGUUGGAGGCAGCAGAUGAGGGUUCUGGGGAUGUCAAGUAUCACUUGGGCAUGUACCAUGAGAGAAUCAACCGAGCUACAAACAGGAACAUUACCCUGUCUUUGGUGGCCAACCCUUCCCAUCUGGAAGCUGUGGACCCUGUGGUACAGGGGAAGACAAAAGCUGAACAAUUCUAUCGAGGAGAUACAGAGGGCAAGAAGGUCAUGUCCAUCUUGGUCCAUGGAGAUGCAGCCUUUGCGGGGCAGGGUGUUGUAUACGAGACUUUCCACCUCAGUGACCUACCGUCCUAUACCACUAAUGGCACUGUCCAUAUCGUGGUCAACAACCAGAUCGGUUUCACUACAGAUCCCCGAAUGGCCCGCUCCUCCCACUACCCCACAGAUGUAGCCAGGGUGGUCAAUGCACCCAUCUUCCACGUCAAUGCAGAUGACCCUGAAGCUGUGAUAUAUGUCUGCAGUGUGGCAGCUGAGUGGAGAAACACCUUCAACAAGGAUGUUGUCGUAGACCUGGUGUGUUAUCGCCGGCGUGGGCACAAUGAGAUGGAUGAGCCCAUGUUCACACAGCCUCUCAUGUACAAGCAGAUUCACAAGCAGAUGCCAGUUUUGAAGAAGUAUGCAGACAAGCUGAUUGCUGAGGGCACUGUCACCCUGCAGGAGUUUGAGGAAGAAAUCGACAAAUAUGAUAGAAUUUGUGAAGAAGCUUAUACUAGGUCCAAAGAUGAGAAGAUUCUGCAUAUUAGACACUGGCUGGAUUCCCCAUGGCCUGGCUUUUUCAAUGUGGAUGGAGAACCCAAGAGCAUGACAUACCCUACCACAGGCGUCCCUGAGGAUAUUCUUGUGCACAUUGGCAAUGUGGCCAGCUCAGUACCAGUCAAGGAUUUCAAAAUUCACGGAGGCCUCUCUCGUAUCCUGAAAAGUCGAGUGGAGAUGGUCAAGAAUCGGAUAGUGGACUGGGCUCUGGCGGAAUACAUGACCUUCGGCUCCCUCCUGAAGGAAGGGAUCCAUGUGCGUCUGAGUGGGCAGGAUGUGGAGAGGGGCACGUUCAGUCACCGGCACCAUGUGCUACAUGACCAGGAAGUUGACCGGAGGACGUGUGUCCCUAUGAAUCACCUGUGGCCUGAUCAGGCCCCCUACACCGUGUGCAACAGCUCCCUUUCAGAAUAUGGAGUCCUGGGGUUCGAACUUGGCUUCGCCAUGGCCAGUCCCAAUGCUCUUGUGUGUUGGGAAGCCCAAUUUGGUGACUUCCAUAACACUGCUCAGUGCAUCAUCGACCAGUUCAUCAGUUCCGGCCAAACCAAGUGGGUACGGCACAAUGGCAUCGUGUUGCUCCUACCCCAUGGCAUGGAGGGCAUGGGCCCUGAACAUUCUUCUGCCCGACCAGAGAGGUUUCUGCAAAUGAGCAAUGAUGAUUCAGAUGCCUAUCCGGAGUUCAGUGAUGACUUUGAGGUGGCGCAACUCUAUGAUUGCAACUGGAUUGUGGUCAACUGCUCCACACCUGCCAACUUCUUCCAUGUGCUCCGAAGGCAGAUUCAGCUUCCUUUCCGAAAGCCGCUGAUCAUCUUUACUCCCAAGUCAUUGCUGCGGCAUCCAGAGGCCAAAUCCAGCUUUGAUGACAUGGUGACCGGUACCAGCUUCCGACGGAUGAUUCCUGAAGAGGGGGCAGCUUCCCAGGCACCCAAGGAUGUGAAGCGUCUGAUAUUUUGCACAGGAAAGGUAUACUAUGAUCUUAUAAAGGAACGGAAAAACCAGGAUCUGGACAAACAAGUAGCUAUUACUCGGGUAGAACAGAUCUCUCCCUUCCCCUUCGACCUCAUAAAGCAGGAAGUUGAGAAAUACCCAGAAGCGGAACUCAUCUGGUGUCAAGAAGAGCAUAAGAACAUGGGCUACUAUGACUAUAUCAGUCCUCGGUUUCUCACAGUCAGCCAGGCUCGGCCCAUAUGGUAUGUUGGCCGAGACCCAGCUGCUGCUCCUGCUACGGGAAACAAGAAUGCUCACCUGGUAUCAUUGAAAAAAUUCCUAGACACAGCCUUCAACCUGGAGGCCUUUGAUGGGAAGACAUUUUAGAGCUGAAGGACAGGAUUGCUCUCUCUCUCCUCUGGGAUGACCGAGUGAUGAUGAGAUAGAGCACGUUCCCAAGAUGAGACCAUCCCAAGGAAACUGGAAAUGGGUGGUGGGCCAGCCUGUGGGUUUGGUUUUUCCUUUUUCAGUCGAGACCCUCAGGAAGGCAGAGAGACCCGGACAGGUGCAGGCAGAAAAGGACCUUGGGCAGGGGUUUCAUUCAGGGGCUAACAGUACACCUUUGUGUCUCCCCACCUCCUACCUGCAGGUUUAACUCUCUCUUCUUGGGUUCUCUUCUUGCCUCCUCAGUUAGAAUCUUAUCUAUUACUGAAGCCAAUGGAAAUGACUGGUUGGUUUAGACCAGCCUGCCUGCCUCUUGCCCUUUCUUUGCAGCCUAAUGUGAUUAAAUGAAUAAGCAGUAGAUUAAAAGAAAACAUUUUGUGUUCUUCUAAAUGGCAAUUUCAGCAAUAACACCUGGGUGAAGCAAAGUUAUGUUGGAGCAAUUGGGUUUUUUUGUGCCCUGUUUUACGGGGCCACAUAAUAUGAAGUCUGUCUACCCCUGUGAUCAGUGUGCCCAGGAUUUAGUGUGUACCAAAGUAGAAAACAAUCCAUGUAGAAAUAAACAGUGGUAAAGCA